Messenger RNA from Hirundo rustica (Barn swallow), 4080 nucleotides. RefSeq names its product NK3 homeobox 1 (gene NKX3-1). The record is from RefSeq and is a predicted model, not a curated record. Gene Ontology annotation, biological process: regulation of transcription by RNA polymerase II; cell differentiation. Gene Ontology annotation, molecular function: DNA-binding transcription factor activity, RNA polymerase II-specific; RNA polymerase II cis-regulatory region sequence-specific DNA binding. Gene Ontology annotation, cellular component: nucleus. NCBI's taxonomy places the organism in Eukaryota, Metazoa, Chordata, Aves, Passeriformes, Hirundinidae. The transcript is spliced from 3 exons. Bases 1 to 663 code for a protein of 220 amino acids.
AUGGAUGGGAAGAGGAGUGGGAAGAUGAUUCCCAUGCCCCCGGCCAUGAGCGGCUCCCCCGGGGCGGCCCCGCAGCCCCGGGCCGAUCGCUGCCGGCCCCGCGCGUCCUUCCUCAUCCAGGACAUCCUCUGGGACCGGCCCGAGCGCGGCAGGAGCAGGGGGAAGGCGGAGGUGGCCGAGGGCGGCGAGGAGGGGAGCGCGGCCGGAGCAGCCCCGGGGAUCCCCCCCGGGGGACCCCAACCCCCGGCAGCCGCGGGGACGCGGCCGGGAGCGGACACGGACGCCCCGGUGGAGUCGUUGGCGUCCGAGCGUUCGCCCUCGGCGCACCCGCGGCCUCCCAGGCAGGGAAAACGCUCCCGAGCCGCCUUUUCCCACAGCCAGGUGAUCGAACUGGAGCGGAAAUUCAGCCACCAGAAAUACCUGUCAGCCCCGGAGAGAGCCCACCUGGCCCGGCACCUGCAGCUCACCGAGACCCAGGUGAAGAUCUGGUUCCAGAACAGGAGGUACAAGACCAAGAGGAAACAGGUGGCGGCCGGGAUGAGCCGCCUGGACUCGCGGCAGGAAGCGCCAGAAUUCCCGGGAAUGUCGCUGCUGGCGCUCAGGGGAGCCUGGCCCUACCUGCCCUGCCUGUACUACGUCAACUCCUGGAGCCCCUCCUGGUAGAAAUGGCUUUUUUUGGGGUGGAAAAUGUCAAUUUGUCUUCCUUAAAUCCAAAGGGGAGGGAUUGCAAUGACAGCGUUUUGUAGCGGCGGCAGAAAAUUCAUGUGUAACAAUGAAAUAAUUGAAAAAGUGCCCCAGAUUUUACUGCAGUGCUCUGGGGAUUCCCAGGGAAUUCGUGGCUGCUCCAUCCCUGGAAGUUCCCAAAUCCAGGCUGGACCAGGUUUGGAGCUGAGGGCACCUGGCACUCUUCAGUGGCUGCAGCCCCUCCUGGUAGAAAUGGCUUUUUUGGGGUGGAAAAUGUCAAUUUGUCUUCCUUAAAUCCAAAGGGGAGGGAUUGGGGUGACAGCGUUUUGUAGCGGCGGCAGAAAAUUCAUGUGUAACAAUGAAAUAAUUGAAAAAGUGCCCCAAAUUUUAAUUGCAGUGCUCUGGGGAUUCCCAGGGAAUUUGUGGUGGCUCCAUCCCUGGAAGCAUCCCCAGAAUUCCCGGGAAUGUCGCUGCUGGCGCUCAGGGGAGCCUGGCCCUACCUGCCCUGCCUGUACUACGUCAGUUCCUGGAGCCCCUCCUGGUAGAAAUGGCUUUUUUGGGGUGGAAAAUGUCAAUUUGUCUUCCUUAAAUCCAAAAGGGAGGGAUUGCAAUGGCAGCGUUUUGUAGCGGCGGCAGAAAAUUCAUGUGUAACAAUGAAAUAAUUGAAAAAGUGCCCCAAAUUUUAAUUGCAGUGCUCUGGGGAUUCCCAGGGAUUCUGUGGCCGCUCCAUCCCUGGAAGUUCCCAAAUCCAGGCUGGACGGGGUUUGGAGCUGAGGGCACCUGGCACUCUUCAGUGGCUGCAGCCCCUCCUGGCAGAAAUGGCUUUUUUGGGGUGGAAAAUAUCCAGUUUUUCCUUAAAUCCAAAGGGGAGGGAUUGCAAUGGCAGAGUUUCGUAGCGGCAGUGUAAAAUUCUCUCAUCUCCAACACUGAAAUAACCAAAGAAAAAGCCCCCCAACAUUUUAAUUCAUUUUAAUUGCAGUGCUCUGGGGAUUCCCAGGGAUUUUGUGGCUGCUCCAUCCCUGGAAGUUCCCAAAUCCAGGCUGGACGGGGUUUGGAGCUGAGGGCACCUGGCUUUACCUGCUCCAGCUCUGCUGUGGGAAUUCCUGGAGCUUUUCCUGGCAGAAAUGGCUUUUUUGGGGGGGUGGAAGAUAUCCAAUUUUCCCUUAAAUCCAGAGGGGAGGGAUUGCAGCGACGGCGUAAAAUCCUCCCCUCGCUAACACUGAAACAACCAACAGGAAAAACAGAUCCAGAUUUUAAUCCCGUGGUUUAAUUUGAACUGAAUUCCAAUUAAUUCAGCGCUUGAUUCCAACUCCCCGGGAAUUCCCAGGGAAUCCUGGGCUGCCCCAUCCCUGGAAGCGCCGGAUCCCGGUCCCCACCCGGAUCCCCGGCGCAGGGACAAUGGGGCAGUGACAGACGAGUUUUGCAUAUCCGGGUGUCGGCCCUGCCCCAGCAGCAAAUCCCUCUGCGGGUGGAAUUUUUUUGGGGCUCUUGGAACAGGAUUUUUCCGAGCCAGGAUUCCACGGAUCAGCCCCAGGUCACCGCAACAGCGACAGAGAACCCCCAAGGAGUCGGUUUUAGGGGGAAAAAAAUUCCCAUUUGCACUCAAAGAAUAGCAAAAAAUUUAAUUUUUUUAAACUAAUUGUACUUAAAGUGUCAUCAAUUCCAUGGGGAAAAUGUGGGAAUAAAGGAGAUUUCCUUUAUCGUCUCCUUUUUUAGAUGGGAAAUAUCCUUAAAUAUUGGAUGUUGAGGAAUAUUUCCUUAAAUAUUUCCUGAAUGUUUCCUUGAAUAUUUCCUUAAGUAUUUCCUGAAUAUUUCCUUUUAAAAUUCCUGAAUAUUUCCUUAAAUUGAUUCGAAUGGAUUUUCUCAGCUGGAAAUGCGUUUUCUCAGCUGGAGUAACCCAGCAAAGCUCUGCUGGAGCAGGUUUCAGUCUCCUGGAAUUAAAAUCCACCCAGGUUUUCUUUUCCCCUGGGAAUUUCCAGGAACGUUCCUCUGAUUCCUGCUCUUCCCAUUAAAACCUCGCUGCUCCCAUUCCCUGCUGGAAAAAAAAAAAAAAAAAAACCAACUAAAAAAUGGGAAAAACUGUUUGGAUUUUCCUCUUUCCCAAGGGGUAUUUUUUGGGGAGGGAAGAUUUUCUCUUUUCCCUCGUGAAUCCUGUGAGCUCCCAGGCAGAGGAGGCAAAAAAAAAAAAUUAAAAUUCCAGGGGCAAAAUUCCAGGGGAGGACAGCCAAACCUCAGGAGUUGGGAAUUUUUUCUCUCUCUCUCAGAACUCCUCUGCUUUGGAGGCCGAGCCGUGGCUCUGGAAUUGUCUCAAAGUAACUUUUCCUAUCUCUGGCCGAGGGUUUUUUUUCUCUCUCCCGGCAUCCCGGAUUCCAGGAGGGAAGGACAUCUCCUCUCCACUGUUGCAAAAAACGUUCCCAACCCCGCUCUUAUCCACUCGGGAAAAACAACAACAACAAAAAUUCUCUUUGUUGGCCUCAAAGCUGGGGAUGAUCCGAGGGCAGCUCCUGCCCAAAUCCCACGGAUUUCACUCCCAGAGCCUCGGGAUGCUGCUGGAAUUUCAACAGGAUCGAAAGGAGAAAUGCUGGAAAAGAGCUCGGAGCGUCCGCAGUGCACGGACUGGGACGGGAAAAUUCCACUGGGAGGGACUGGGAAGGACUGGGAUGGGAUGGGAAAAGGAGAUGGAAGUGAGGUCUGAGCUGGGAGUGAGAUCUGAGCUGGGAAAUAAAUCUGAACUGGAAAUAAAAUCUAAACUGGAAAUAAAAUCUAAACUGGAAAUAAAAUCUAAACUGGAAGUGAAAUCUAAGCUGGAAAAUAAAUCCAAACUGAAAAUGAAAUCUAAGCUAGAAACGAGAUCUGAACUGGAAAUGAGAUCUGAGCUGGGAAAUAAAUCCAAACUCAAAGUUAAAUCUAAGCUGGAAAAUAAAGCCAAACUGAAAAUGAAAUCUAAGCUAGAAACGAGAUCUGAACUGGAAAUGAGAUCUGAGCUGAAAAAAAAAUCUAAACUGAGAAUAAAAUCUAAAGUGAAAUUGAGAUCUAAACUAGAAAUGAGACCUGAACAGACAAUUAAAUCUAAACUAGAAAUGAGAUCUGAACUGGAAGUGGGAUCUGAAGUGAAAAUGUGAUCUAAACUGGAAAUAAAAUCUAAACUGGAAAUAAAAUCUAAACUAAAAAUGAGACCUAAACCAAAAAUUAGAUCUAAGCCGAAAAUGAGAUCUAAACUCGAACUGAUCUAAACUGAAUUUCUUGGCUGUUUCUUUGUCGCUGUCACUGCUGGGUUUUUUUUUCCUGCUGGGGGUUCCCAACCCCAAAUCUCCUCCUCGUGCUCCAGAUCCCAAAAUCCCAAACCCGCCUGGGCCGAGCAGUUCUGGGUUUAUCCCUGGUGUGGGUCCUGCUCCC